Messenger RNA from Bipolaris victoriae FI3, 990 nucleotides. RefSeq lists its product as hypothetical. The record is from RefSeq and is a predicted model, not a curated record. Bases 1 to 990 code for a protein of 329 amino acids. Lineage: Eukaryota; Fungi; Ascomycota; Dothideomycetes; Pleosporales; Pleosporaceae. The transcript has 2 exons.
AUGGGCAUCGUAGCAGUCGCGGGAGGAACUGGCCAGCUUGGUCGCACAAUCGUUGAAGAAAUACUCAAUCGCGGGGGCCAGGAAGUGAUCAUUCUUGGUCGAAAGGCAAUACCACUGAUGCGGUACUACAUUACGAAGGCUAACAAAAACCGGCAGAAAGAUGAUGCUAAGGCCAAGGAAAUCGGCACCCGCAUAGUCGCCAUAGAUUACAACAACACCAGCUCCAUCGUCAGCACACUUGAAGAGAACAAGGUCGAAACCGUAAUUGCAGUAUUGAACUUGAUGGGCGGCAUCGAGCCUGAACUAGCCUUGAUUUCUGCUGCGGAUCAAUCGAAAACAACAAAGCGCUAUAUUCCCAGCUGUUGGGGAGUGAAAUGUUCGCCUGAAAUUGCCGCGAUUUCCCCUCUGGACGCCGCCAAGCUUGCCCUCUUGCAUGCUGUCGAGGCCACCUCUCUCGACUCCACAUCGGUGAUUAACGGCAUGUUCAUGGAUUACUAUGCUCCUCCGGGUAUAAAGACACAUUUCCCACCUCUCGCUUUCGUUCUCGACAUGGCCAACAACGUGGCCGCCAUCCCAGGCUCAGGUGACGUGCCCGUGGUUUUUACCUACACCUUUGACGUUGGCCGCAUGGCUGCUGCUCUGUUGACUCUACCGAAGUGGAGCAAGUUUUACUACAUCAUCGGCGAUAGAGCAACGUGGAAUCAAGUUAUCCAAAUGGCAGAGGAAACUAAAGCUGUCAAGUUUGACGUUAAACAUGAUUCGGUGGAGAUGCUGAAGAAGGGUCAGGUCACUGAGCUCCCUUCUCAUAUACACUUGUAUCCAUUCUUCCCUAAAGAACAGUUGCAGGGUGCCCUCUCGUCAUUGGGAGUAUUGUUUGAUAAUGGAGGCUUCGAUCUGAAGCCGGCAAAGGGGGAAAGCCUGAACGAGAUCUUCCCAGAGGUCAAGUUGACAUCAAUGAAGGAUAUAAUUGGAGCUUGGAAGGGAAAAUAA